Messenger RNA from Geodia barretti, 509 nucleotides. NCBI's taxonomy places the organism in Eukaryota, Metazoa, Porifera, Demospongiae, Tetractinellida, Geodiidae. The record is from the annotation of a GenBank genome assembly.
ACCGCUAAUUGAUGGGCUGGGCUAUGAGUAUGCGCGUUUAGACGUGGUCUUCACGCUAGUUGGUCGCGGAGAGUCCGACACGGGCUAGCUACACUAUAAGAUAGCGUGCCGAUGCGGAGCCGAUACACGGCCUUCGUUGUGACUUCUUGUGCCUCCACAAGACUCAGAUAUUGUACAAGAGGAAUCCAGAGCAGUUCCAAUACAGCAAGCAAGAGGGUGUGCCCCUUGUUGGGGAAGAUGAGACAGCCAAGGGAAGGGUCAAGAUUAGGGACACUCAAACCAGAGAAGAGGUUGGCUUUCUCCCAGUCCAUAUUCCAUCAACACAUACUUGCUGAGCACCUCCAUUGAGAUUGUAACCAGGAGCACAAGAGUAAAUGACUGUUGCCCCUUCAGUUAGGCCACCACUAGUCACAAUGAGAGAUGGAUAGGGAGGAGUUGGUAUUGCUGGGCAGUUUACUGUGGGAAGUAUAUACAAAUCAUGAAAACACUUCAUGAUUCAUUAGUGAGGU